AUGCCUAUCAAGUGCCACAAGGCACACAACUGGAGGCCUAUUCAGGCCUUGGCCAGCCGGGCAGAGAUGCUGAAGCGGUGGGGAACAACACCGGACCUGUCCAAGCAGACUGGCGGACCAGUACUGACUGCAUACACCACCCAUGGAAGCCAGGGCAUGGCUCCCCCUCCAACACAUUGUUGUACAUCGGGUAGGGUACAGCAACAGGGAAAUCUUCAUCACAUAAACCCCCCCCCCCCCACGGUCAUUUUGUCUGGCAAUGGUAAAACUGCUCACGUGCCCCAAGAGACGGACACUUCACCUGUCAGUGGACAUCUCCAGGAAGGGUGCAUUGAAAAUGAUGACAGGACGAUGCACGGAGACCCCAGCACCCAUGAGGGUCCGCAAUGCAAGGGACACCGUGACACCGAACCCAUCCCACCAGUAUAUGCUCUCCCGAGGACGAGUGAGACAGAAGGGAACAAUGACACGAACUCAAGGCGAGAAAACACCACAACCCCUAUGACCCGAGGCAUUGAGGAACAGGAAAUCAUCCCAGGAAGAGCAAUAUUACUGACCUUACCAUGGCACAAUGACAAAGUCGUCACCAUACUCAACAUAUAUGCACCAAAUAACCCCAAAGACAACACUGACUCCUGGAGAUCACUAAAAACCACCUGGGAAGAGACAAGCCCCCCAAAGCCCAACCUUCUCCUAGGCGACUUCAAUCUGGUCAAAGAUGCUCUCGACCGACUCCUGAGCCACAGAGACAACAAGGAUGCCAUCACCAUGCUACAAGACUUCUGCAAAAGUAUAAAUCUCACAGAUGGAUGGUGCACAACCUACCCUACAGACAGGAGGUAUUCUCUCCUCCACAAGCAAUCAGGCAGCCAGUCCCAUAUAGAUAGGAUAUAUGCGACACCACAAGUAAACGAGACUGCACUGUCCUGGGACAUAAUGGACAGCCUAGUAAACACUGAUCACAAGAUGGUAACAACUACCAUCAUUGACCAAGAAACACCAUACAUAGGGAAAGGCCGCUGGACAAUGCCCCUCUUCCUACUGGGGUGUCACAGCUUCAUAGAUGAAAUCACAGAGAAAGGCAUCGAACUAGAACAAAACAUCAAAAAAUGCGAACACAGCAGAACCAAUGAGACCAACCUGCAAACACUCUUUAAAGCAUUCAAAAACGAAAUUAUGCAGAUUGCAAAGGUGAAAGCACGCACAAUGACCUGCAAGCUGGAUAGAGACAUUGGCGCUCUACAAAAUGAUCUACAAAAGGCCCUAGAAGACCCGACCAUCGAUAACGACACCAAGAAAAGGGAAGCUGCUGCACUUUUGCAAGAAUGA
Postia placenta MAD-698-R-SB12 is the source of this 1329-nucleotide messenger RNA. RefSeq lists its product as hypothetical. The transcript has 2 exons. The coding region runs from base 1 to 1329 and encodes 442 amino acids. The record is from RefSeq and is a predicted model, not a curated record. NCBI's taxonomy places the organism in Eukaryota, Fungi, Basidiomycota, Agaricomycetes, Polyporales, Adustoporiaceae.